AUGACUGAGCGCUUUUCCAAACCUAAUGCCUCCCCGUCUCCGCGGCUGGCGUCCUCCUCGGCGAAUGGGCGGGGAGCUUCGCUUGCGGGCAAUGGCGUGACAGACCGCUACGGCUUUUUUGUUGACGCCGAGAGAAAGGCGGAGGAGGAUGAGUACAUUUGGCGACACCCAGAGAUGCCAGCGAAGCAGCGGAUGUGGGCGGGCAUGCUGGGGCAGUGGGGCUCCGUCUCACAGCAACGAAGGAAAAUGCUCUGUCGCGAAGGCAUUCCACAGUCCAUGCGUCGGAUAGUGUGGCCGGUACUUCUGGAAAGCGGCGAUCGCCUUGGUUUUGAAGCGGACGCUUACCAGGCGUUAAAAUCGCGUCCAGCGGCGAAUCCGGAGUUGUUUGCCGUUAUUGAGCGCGACCUGGGACGCACCUUCCCAACGCAUAGGUGGUUUGUGCGGGAGGACGGUGUGGGGCGGAGCAAGCUGCGAGGUAUUCUUCGUGCCUAUGCCAACCUGGACCCGGAAGUGGGUUAUGUGCAGGGAAUGGCCUUUUUGGCGUCCACCCUCCUGCUGCAUAUUGAGGAUGAGGAGAAAACCUUUUGUGCAUUUGUUUCUCUGAUGCAUCGCCCAAAGUAUUCCAUGUCGAAAAUGUUUUCCGCUGGGUUCCCUGCUCUUCACAUGCGUUUUUACCAAUUAGAAAAACUGAUGCGGCGCAGGUGCACGUCGUUGCUUCGUCUAUUGAAGAAGUUCCACGUAACUCCAGAGCUCUACGCGACACAGUGGUUCCUAACCCUCUUCUCGUACCAACUGGACUUUGGCCUACUCUCACGUAUAUGGGACAUGUUUCUCUGCGAAGGAUGGAAGAUCAUUUUUCGUGUGUCAAUCACUUUUUUUUGCUCCACAAGAAAACUUUGCGGCAUGCGAAGGAUGAAGGCGAUCUUCUUUUAG
Molecule: messenger RNA, 933 nt
Organism: Trypanosoma conorhini
Lineage: Eukaryota; Euglenozoa; Kinetoplastea; Trypanosomatida; Trypanosomatidae
Product: rab-like GTPase activating protein
Exons: 1
Coding region: 1-933 (310 amino acids)
Source: RefSeq, a predicted model, not a curated record